Raphanus sativus (radish) is the source of this 1112-nucleotide messenger RNA. RefSeq lists its product as uncharacterized. Bases 857 to 1090 code for a protein of 77 amino acids. The record is from RefSeq and is a predicted model, not a curated record. The transcript is spliced from 5 exons. Lineage: Eukaryota; Viridiplantae; Streptophyta; Magnoliopsida; Brassicales; Brassicaceae.
CACACACACAAAAAAAAAAUAGAAGAAAAUGGAUUUAAAGAUAAGUGAUAGGAAGGUGGGCGACACCAUUGCUUUUGAUCUAAGUGUUUGGUCCCUAUACAUUUCUUUCUUUUUUUCUUUUAUAUUUUCCAAUAUAUAUUAUCCAUACUCGGUGAUAUAAUUCAAGAGAAUCAAUACUGUUUUGGAAACAUUCUUCAUCCGGUAGAUGAUUGGGAGAUUCUUCAUCUUGGAGGCAAUAACACAUUGUAAUUUUCUUGAAUGUCUGGUUACAAUUUCUGAGAGUUAUGUGAGAAUGAGAUAGCACAAUGUAAAGUUGUAAAACCGUUGAAAUAGACGUUGAACGUUGAAAUAGACGUUGAACUUACAAAUUGAAAAUUUGUAAAGCAAAAAAUUAUACUUUUUAAAGUAUAAGAAGUUGUCGAAGUUAUAUAGUAACAACCACUAGUCCAUGUUACCACAUUUUUUUUUUUUGAAUUAUACAGAGGUAUCCUGGCCCCACCGAAGUGGUCCAGACUAGUCACGUGUUGCCACAUGUCGGUCCUCUGUCCCUGGCGAUGCCGAAAUGUUAAUUCCCCAGUGACCGGGAUUCGAACCCAGGUAGCGGAACUCACAGCUGUGAACUCUUUACCAACUGAGCUAGAAGCGCUGGUUACCAUGUUACCACAUUGCUAGCGCUUUUAUGAUAUAGCCAGCUUGCAAUUUAGUGUAGUAGUAGUAUCAACCUAUGCCUUACCUUCAAUAUGUUCUCAUAAACUGUGGCUUUUCUCUGGCGUACAAAGUUACAUUCAUUUUAUGGAAAUUAUAUUUGUCCUAAAAUCUUCUACUUCUAUUGAGUAAUUUCUUAUUUAUUAAGUUUAUGGAAAUCAUCACCGGGUUGAAUGAGGUCAAAACUGUGGAGCUUGUAAAUCUGAGUGGAAUUGGUCCUGCAUUCUUGUUUCAGUCAAACACUGGUUACGCCCAUUUCCAUGGUUCUUUUUGGAAGCAUCAUCAAGAAGCUGACAAAUUACAGCAAAGAGGUGAAAACAUUCACCAGAAAUGUAUUACAUCAAGGGAGCUUGGAACAGAUUCAAUUAAGGAGAAAGUUAAUUAAGCAAGACAAUUAAAAGAUGCAA